Molecule: messenger RNA, 1406 nt
Organism: Hippoglossus stenolepis (Pacific halibut)
Lineage: Eukaryota; Metazoa; Chordata; Actinopteri; Pleuronectiformes; Pleuronectidae
Gene: taf8
Product: TAF8 RNA polymerase II, TATA box binding protein (TBP)-associated factor
Exons: 8
Coding region: 152-1078 (308 amino acids)
Biological process (GO): transcription initiation at RNA polymerase II promoter
Cellular component (GO): transcription factor TFIID complex
Molecular function (GO): protein heterodimerization activity
Source: RefSeq, a predicted model, not a curated record
ACAUCCGGCCGUGUGACGGAAGCGACGUCACAGAGCCGCGCCGUGUUUACUAUCGGCGGCUGAAAAGCGUCGUUGGUUAAAAACAAAUAAAUAAAGUCGCAUUCGCAGCGAAACAGAAUAAUUUGAACAGUUGGACGUGAGAUCAAUAAAGAUGGCGGAUCCCGCGGUGGCGGCGGGAGGUGCUCUGAGCACAAGCGGGCGUGGGGGGGGUAGCAAAGCGGCUUCCAGCCCUGCAGAGAACUACCACCUGGCCCGACGCCGCACCCUGCAGGUGGUGGUCAGCGCCCUCCUGACCGAGUGUGGCUUCGAGAGCGCAGAGAAGGCGGCGGUGGAGACGCUCACUGAGAUGAUGCAGAGCUAUAUAAGUGAAAUCGGUCGCUGUGCUAAAUCUCACUGUGAACACACGGCCAGAAGCGUUCCCACCCUGUCGGACACAGUGGUCACACUCAUUGAAAUGGGUUUCAAUGUGGACACGCUGCCUGUUUAUGCAAAACGAUCACAGAGGAUGGUUAUUACUGCUCCUCCAGUGACGAACCACCCUGUGACGCCCAGAGCCCUGUCAGCCGGACAGAAACGCACACAUCCGGCUCACAUCCCAAGUCACUUCCCAGAAUUCCCUGAUCCUCACACGUACAUCAAAACACCGACGUUCAGAGAGCCUGUGUCGGAUUACCAAGUGGUGAGAGAGAAGGCAGCGACUCAGAGGAGAGACGUGGAGCGAGCUCUCACACGCUUCAUGGCCAAGACGGGAGAAACUCAGAGCCUCUUCAAAGACGACAUCACUGCCUUCCCAUUGAUCGCAGCGCGGCCGUGCACCAUCCCGUAUCUCAGCGCCCUCCUGCCGUCGGAGCUGGAGCUGCAAACUCUGGAGGAGACGGACUCGUCCGAGCAGGACGACCAGACGGACAGCGAGAACACGACAGGACACAACAUCAGUGAUGAUCCGGGAGCCGACAAAGAAAACUCUCUGCUUCCUCCCGGUGCCGUUGUUCCCUCCGCAAAGGUCACCGAGGACAACGUGAUCGACAACCCGUACCUCCGUCCGGUCAAGAAACCCAAAUUGAGGCGGAAGAAAUGAGUCUGGACCCAACUGAACCAACAGACUCUCAUUUGCCACAGUGCUCGGUGCUGUCAGCGGCCCAGUCAGUGACUGAAGGACCCGGUGUUGGGUCCCAGUGCGUGAGCCGGGACCAGCGGCUGCUUUUCCUCAGCGCUGGGACGAGAACCGCUGUAGACUUUGGCAAACUGACUUCUAUUGACUUGUUUCUUUGUGUUUACAGUCAUUUUUUUCAGGAGGAACUCACUUUGUGUAUAAUUUGUUUGUAAGCAGCAUCAUGGUGUAAAAUACAAACACAGGAAUUCUGUCAUUUUGUGAAUAAAAGAAAAAUAAGUUUCUUUCUUUUUAA